Messenger RNA from Rhododendron vialii, 1223 nucleotides. Its product is annotated as PGR5-like protein 1B, chloroplastic. Gene Ontology annotation, cellular component: chloroplast thylakoid membrane. Gene Ontology annotation, biological process: photosynthetic electron transport in photosystem I. Bases 103 to 1044 code for a protein of 313 amino acids. The transcript has 8 exons. The record is from RefSeq and is a predicted model, not a curated record. Gene Ontology annotation, molecular function: oxidoreductase activity, acting on iron-sulfur proteins as donors. NCBI's taxonomy places the organism in Eukaryota, Viridiplantae, Streptophyta, Magnoliopsida, Ericales, Ericaceae.
ACUAAUAUCCCAGAAUUAUAAAACUCGUGGCCGAGACUCGUUUCAGCCGCACGUUUUCUUUCGUAACGUAACAAGUAACCACCAGCAGCAGCUCAGGCGUAGAUGGCCACCGGCGCAAGCACCUCCGCCACGACACACGUGAUCGGGUCCGCCGUCAUCGAGCUGGCCCGAAGCAACCGCACCGGAGCCCCGUUCUCGGUCCGUAUAUCGACGAAGAGUAACAACGGCGUCUUCACCCGGGACGAGCGGGACCCGCGGGCGGAGGGGCCGUCUUGUAUCUUCGUCGGCCCCAUCGAAACUGCCCGCAAAGAAACCCUAGAAGCUCUCUAUCGCCAGGCACGGGAUGCUUAUUACAGUGGCAAUCCUUUAAUAGUUGAUGACAUGUUCGAUAGAGUAGAGUUGAAAUUACGGUCUUAUGGUUCAAAGUAUGUUGUCAAAUACCCACGUUGCAGCCUUAGGAGGCAGUCAACAUAUGCUGAUGCUGAGGGUUUUUUGUCCAGAGUCAAAAGAAUGAACACUCUCCUGCAACUGUUCCCCUUAUGGCAGGAAGAUCCUUCACAGGUCUUUCUACUAGCAGGUGUAUGGCUCCUGUUUCUUGGUUUUGGAAGUUCAGCAUGCCUCAUCCCCGUAAUCUACAGUAUUGGUCAUGCUUAUCAGGAUGCAUUUAGUUCCGGAUAUUAUUACAGCAGCCAGCCAUCUCAGUUCCUUGCCAUAUUGAACGGCAUGCUUUUUAUGGCAUUGGGGUCUGUGAUUGGUUAUCCAAUUGCAUCAGCUUCUGUUAAAGCGCUUGAAGGGCUUUGGAGGAAUGACUUGGUAGCAGUUAAGGGAGCUUGCCCAAAUUGUGGGGAGGAGGUGUUUGGAUUUGCAAGAUCGAAUCAGUCCAAUUACUCCCCCCAUAGAGCAGAUUGUCAUGUGUGUGAAUGCUCUCUGGAAUUCCGCACCAAGGUUGAGCAAUCCAUCUCAAUUCCGGGUAGACGUUUGGUUUAUGGGCGAAUUUACUUGAUUAAACAGAGAGGCAGGAGUCACCAUCAAAGAUGGAAGUAAGAUGCAUGGCUAGUUGAUGCUCCACAUGAUUAAUGUGAUCCCUAGAAUUGCAUACCAUAUCCUGAUUCUUUGUCUCGCAUUUUUCUCCUGUUUGGAAAUUGUAAUAAUCCUAAAAGAAGUACUGAUCUCUAAUCAAUACAAAGUUUGUGUGUCUGGUAUUACGCACAGUUUUGAGUCAA